Messenger RNA from Ostrea edulis (European flat oyster), 1319 nucleotides. RefSeq lists its product as uncharacterized. The coding region runs from base 640 to 1140 and encodes 166 amino acids. The record is from RefSeq and is a predicted model, not a curated record. Gene Ontology annotation, cellular component: extracellular region. The transcript is spliced from 3 exons. Lineage: Eukaryota; Metazoa; Mollusca; Bivalvia; Ostreida; Ostreidae. Gene Ontology annotation, molecular function: chitin binding.
AUCCAAUUACAAGGCUCCAAGUCUUUUUCGGAAGAGUUGAGGACUAAUCACAGCUAAACCGUCCAUCGUUAAGACAUUACCAUUAUAAAUCUAACUCACCUUACAGGUAUAAAGUACAAAUGAAUCGUAUAUAUUAUAUUAAGAGCGCCAUUCAUUCAUAAAAUACUGAAAUCCAAUUUAUCCUUUUAUUUUCUGAAAACGAAUUCUUCCCUUUUGAUGUUUUUUCUUUAUCUUGUUUUCAUGAGAAGCAACAUCCAUUUUGUACCUUUCCAGGGACAAUUUUAAUGAAUUGGAACAUGCUUGAUAUACAGUACACCUUGUACUCUUAUGAUAAAAUACUAAUUAUAAAGACCUAUCAUUUCAUUUUCAAUUGGUACAUGUAUAAUUAUAAACUUUCAUUAUGAAAUAAAUUCCCCUUUCACUGAAUAAUUGAAAUACGUUUUGCAUUUUGUGAUAUUCUCUAAUAAGUAUUCAGCUAUGGCUGUGGUGGAUUAAUGUUAGUGCAUACUGUGUUAAAACCACCACAUGAUCUAAUGGAGUUUGUGAUCAUCAUGGCAUGGGAAAAGCGAUACCCGGAGAACAUAGUAUCACGGACAGCUUGACCAGCUAGCAGUCGGGACACGAACUCGAUCCACCAUUAUGGCGAAUUGGAUGUGUUGGUUAGUCUUUGCUGCCAUCUUUUGCAGUUCAAUGGGAUACCGAAAAGCUGGAGAAUACGUCAAAUAUGGGAGGGAAAUGUUUUGGGAGAAAGGAAUUUGCAAAAAUUAUCCUCAUCGCUUUAAAGCUCAUCCGAAGUACUGCCACGCUUAUUAUGACUGUACUUCCGCUUCCGCCCCUGGCUAUAGAAGUUGGGAUAAGGGGUUCCGAGAAUGUGUGUAUCCAAAAUUGUUCAAUGCCAAGACAAGGAAGUGUGAAAUGUUUUUCUAUGUAAAAUGCGGUACAAGAAAGGAAUUCAAAUCAGGAUGUGAUUACUUUGCAAACCAAUGCUUGCGGGCACAUUGCAUUCCAUGUUCUGUGCGUAUUCCGAGCUGUGCAGGAUUCAAGGACGGUAUACACGAACACCCAUAUAGGAAAGGCAGUCGUUGGUUGAUGAAUUGCUUAAAGGAAAGGCUGAUGAACUUUUGGUAUGGACGGAAGUGAGGCUGACAUUCUCCAUACAAUCGUAGACAAAUACAAUAUAAAUAAAGAAUAUGCAAGAGUAACCAUGUUAGAAAUUGUCUUUCUAAGUCACUAUCUGCGAUUUCCUCUAUUCCAUCUAUUAUUUAUUUAUAACCGAACUAUUUUCUGUCAAUCAAGUUGUGUGACCAAAAACUCUGACA